Messenger RNA from Rhagoletis zephyria (snowberry fruit fly), 1641 nucleotides. NCBI's taxonomy places the organism in Eukaryota, Metazoa, Arthropoda, Insecta, Diptera, Tephritidae. The record is from RefSeq and is a predicted model, not a curated record.
AUGCGACUGACUGCCCUUCUACUUUUGGCCUUUCAAGGCCUCCUCGUCUCUGCGGAGACGCCUGUCUUCAGCACUAACUAUGUGGUGACGGGUCAAAUUCUGCUCCCAUAUGCGGAGAUUGUGGAGCCCUUUACUGCGUACUACAGCGCCGAUGCCAACAAGAGCCGCAUCGACUACUACGACGACCUGAUGCAGACCGUCCAGCGACCGGACAUUAAUCAGUUCUACAAGCUCGCCUAUAUGGUCAACGGCGAUGGCGAUGCAGUGCGCGUCUGCUUCAACAUGGCCGGCACCACACUGUCGCCGGUCUCUGUGCAGGGCGUUCUGCCUGAUCUGAGCAAUUUUCAGCUGAAGGCAAAGGGCGUCUGCCGAAAGCUGUCGAGUAAGGUGCAGGCGGAGGGCGACUGCGAGGCCUGGGAGUACCGAGUCACCUACGGACAGAAGGAGAACAAGUAUCUGUUCAUUCUGCGACGAGACAGCCAGAACCAGCCCAUUCCCAUAUACUACCUCAUGUUCGGCUACGACUCACUGCUCGGCUCGCACUACGACAAGUACGAGGUCAUCUACGAUCUGGGCUCCUACAAGACCGGACCCAUUGACCCGAAGGUCUUUGACAUCUACAUGCCCUACAAGUGCACCGGCUUCCCCGGCCCUGGCCACCAGAAUGUCGCCCUGAUGAACCCGAUGCGUGAGUUUAUUCACGGCGACCGGACGCACAUUGACCAGAGUUUUGAUGAGUUUAUGGCGAAGCACAACAAGUCCUAUGUGGGCAAAGACGAGCUGAGCAUUCGCGCAAAGAACUACCUGCACAACUACCGCUACGUCAUGUCGGAGAACCGACGGUCCUUCAGCUUUAAGGUGGGCAUCAACCACCUGGCCGACCGAUCGGACGAUGAGCUGCGCGUGCUGCGUGGCCGCCAGAACAGCAACACCACCUUCAAUGGCGCCAUGACUUUCGAUAAGAGCAAGUACGACUUGUCGAAGGUCCCCGCCAAUUGGGACUGGCGCCUGCUAGGAGCAGUUACGCCCGUUAAAGACCAAGCAAUUUGCGGAUCAUGCUGGAGUUUUGGCACCACUGGCACAAUUGAAGGUGUGUACUUUGUGAAAACGGGCAAUUUGCUACGACUGUCUCAGCAGCAGCUGAUCGACUGCAGCUGGUCAGAGGCGAACAAUGGCUGUGAUGGAGGUGAGGACUUCCGGUCGUACGAGUAUAUCAUGAAGGUCGGUGGCAUCUCCACUGAGGACGCCUAUGGCCCGUAUCUGGGAGUGGACGGCAGGUGCCACGACAAGGCGGUGAAGAAGGCGGUCAAGGUGACUGGAUUUUACAAUGUAACUCAAUAUGACCCAGAAGCGAUGAGGGUGGCACUCUUCAACAAUGGCCCCGUCACCGUGUCCAUUGACGCCUCGCAGAAGUCGUUUACCUUUUACUCACACGGCAUCUACUACGAUCCCAAGUGUUCGUCCAAGGAUCUCGACCACUCUGUCCUCGCUGUGGGCUACGGUGAGCUGAAGGGUGAGAAGUACUGGCUCAUUAAGAACUCCUGGUCUACCUACUGGGGCAACGAUGGCUAUGUGCUAAUUAACCAGAAGAACAACAACUGCGGCGUGCUCACUGAUGCUACGUUCCCCGUUGUGGAGUAG